GAAGAAGCCAAUCUGGCCCAGGCCCCCCCCCCCCUCUGGGCCCUCCACGCGGGGCGGGGCGGCCCCGGAUGGCCCCGCGCGCCUGAGGCGAGGCGUGGCCAGCGCCCCCCCUCCCCCGAGGAGGCCGCCCCCGCCCGGCAGCAGCCGCCCGCGUUGCGGCGGCGGCCCACGCCCUGCGGCAGAGCCCUGCUCGGUCGGGAGCCGAGUUUUGGGCUCGCCUGGCGACAUGGGCCGCUCGCACUCGAGGCAUCGCGCGCCCCGGCCAAGGUCCUCCUCGGACCCGCGGCCCAGGGACCGAGGCGCCCGCGACCUCUUGCAGGACGACUUGCAGCGGCGGCGCGAGCGGAGGUCGAGGUCCAGGGAGAGGCGCGGCGUUGGCAGCGAGCUCGCCGUCCGAGGCGCGAAGGGCCCCCGGGAGAAGCUCGGCAGGACCGCGGGCUUCGACGCCGCGGUGCCGAUCACGGACUCGGUGGCCGUCUCGCACCGGCUGGCGCAGAUCAACGCGGAGCGCGCGCUCAUCCAGGCGCCCUUCACGGAGAACCCGGAGGUCGAAGCGUUCCUCGCGCAGCACACCUUGGAGCCACACGCCAUCGCGCGGCUGCGGUCUCUACCAGCAGAUCAAGCCAAGAUGGUUAUGGACGUGUCGCUCGACCGUGCCAGGAACAAGACAGCCGUCAUUCUCAGCAGGGUGAAGUACCUCAGCACGGGCUGCAUGAACCCCGCCGGCAUCUCGCAGCCCAGCAGAGAGGAGCGCAGUGGCGGCGGCGGCGGCGGGCAGGGCUCCGGCCUCAUCGCGCUGCUGCCGCGCCCCAACGCCCCGCCCCAGCCCGGCCUGGCGAAGAUGGAUGAGAUGGCGCAAAGGGUCAAUCAGGAUCUGGUGAAGGCAGAAGGCGAAAAGCUCGUUGGAGGCGACGGUGCCCGAGGCUCCGCCGUGAAGGACGGCGCCAUGGAAGAAGAAGACAUGGCGAUCGAAGACCUGGCGGGCCCCCCGGGCGCAGGCGCCUCCGCGGGCGCCGCGUCUUCGGGCGCGUCCUCGACGGGGAGGCACGGCGGCGGCAUGCCCAUCCCGCGGCCGUUCGCCUCCAACCCGUUCCACCGCAAGCCCUCGCCCCCGCGCGCGAACGACGCGGAGAGGCGGGAGCACGCGCCCCCGGCGGUGGACGACCAGCUCUCGAGGCCCAUCCUCGGUGACCACGCGCGGCCUCCCGGCGCACCGCCCGG
Prorocentrum cordatum is the source of this 1221-nucleotide messenger RNA. The record is from the annotation of a GenBank genome assembly. Lineage: Eukaryota; Dinophyceae; Prorocentrales; Prorocentraceae.